Messenger RNA from Phodopus roborovskii (desert hamster), 1278 nucleotides. It is a transcript of the gene Klf9, whose product is annotated as KLF transcription factor 9. The coding region runs from base 1 to 735 and encodes 244 amino acids. Gene Ontology annotation, molecular function: DNA-binding transcription factor activity, RNA polymerase II-specific; RNA polymerase II cis-regulatory region sequence-specific DNA binding. The transcript is spliced from 2 exons. The record is from RefSeq and is a predicted model, not a curated record. Gene Ontology annotation, biological process: regulation of transcription by RNA polymerase II. Lineage: Eukaryota; Metazoa; Chordata; Mammalia; Rodentia; Cricetidae.
AUGUCCGCGGCCGCCUACAUGGACUUCGUGGCUGCCCAGUGUCUGGUUUCUAUCUCCAACCGCACCGCGGUGCCAGAACAUGGGGGCGCUCCGGACGCCGAGCGGCUGAGACUACCUGAGCGCGAGGUGACCAAGGAGCACGGUGACCCGGGGGACACCUGGAAGGAUUAUUGCACACUGGUCACCAUCGCCAAGAGCUUGUUGGACCUGAACAAGUACCGACCCAUCCAGACCCCCUCGGUGUGCAGCGACAGUCUGGAGAGUCCCGAUGAGGAUAUAGGAUCCGACAGCGACGUGACCACUGAAUCUGGGUCGAGUCCUUCCCACAGCCCGGAGGAGAGACAGGAUUCUGGCAACACGCCCAGCCCGCUCUCCCUCCUCCACUCUGGAGUGGCUGCGAAGGGGAAACACGCCUCCGAAAAGAGGCACAAGUGCCCCUACAGUGGCUGUGGGAAAGUCUAUGGAAAAUCCUCCCAUCUAAAAGCCCAUUACAGAGUGCAUACAGGUGAACGGCCCUUUCCCUGCACGUGGCCAGACUGCCUUAAAAAGUUCUCUCGCUCGGAUGAGCUCACCCGCCACUACCGGACCCACACUGGUGAGAAGCAGUUCCGCUGUCCGCUGUGUGAGAAGAGAUUCAUGAGGAGUGACCACCUCACCAAGCACGCCCGGCGUCACACCGAGUUCCACCCCAGCAUGAUCAAGCGAUCAAAAAAGGCUCUUGCCAGCCCCUUGUGAGGUGCUCCCCACGGCAGCCAGGCAGAGAUGGUCCCCGGAAGGACAAAGCUCCCAGGAAACAGACGGACAUGGGACAUGUGGAAACCCGCCCGAGCAGAGGCGCGCGGCCACAGGAGGUCACCGCUCUUUGGUCAAUAGUCUGAUACUCUCUCCCUGUCCUGUUUCCAAAAAGCACAUGGUAGCCUAAGAUCAAAGUCAACAUUUGGUCGGCUUGCAGAGGCAACCUGGAACCGUCUCUUGACUGUUGGAGGGCAAGCAAAUGCUUUUGGUAUUUUCUCCUUUGUUUUGGGGGGGUGGGUGGGAGGGAGGAGGCAAGGCCAAGACUCGGGAUAGGAUUUUGAAGAUUCACACUGGUGUACAUAUGUCUGACUGGGUGAGUUGACCCCUGGCCUCCCACAGUGACAAUGGGUCGUUGAUGCUUGUCGACUCUCAGAAUUGUUUUCUUCUCUUUAAUGUAACGACCAGUGUGCUUCAGUUUAUUUAGCAAAACCACUCUUGAAUCACUUUAACUUUUGAGAUUUAAAAAAAAAAAAUCCUCCAUAG